Messenger RNA from Salmo salar (Atlantic salmon), 3396 nucleotides. It is a transcript of the gene rbpjl, whose product is annotated as recombination signal binding protein for immunoglobulin kappa J region-like. The record is from RefSeq and is a predicted model, not a curated record. NCBI's taxonomy places the organism in Eukaryota, Metazoa, Chordata, Actinopteri, Salmoniformes, Salmonidae. Gene Ontology annotation, molecular function: DNA-binding transcription activator activity, RNA polymerase II-specific; RNA polymerase II cis-regulatory region sequence-specific DNA binding. Gene Ontology annotation, cellular component: nucleus. Gene Ontology annotation, biological process: regulation of transcription by RNA polymerase II.
UGCACAAAGUAGAUGUCCUAACCGACUUGCCAAAACUAUAGUUUGUUAACAAGACAUUUGUAGAGUGAUUGUAAAACGAGUUUGAAAGACUCCAACCUAAGUGUAUGUAAACUUCUGACUUCAACUGUACAUUCUUUCUGCAGCUUUCUACAGCUCUUCUGUGAAACUUUUCAAAAACCAUGUAGCAUAUAUUGCUGACGAGUCUAAAAUAACAGGCUUAGAUGUCAGUGCUCACCCUUGGGGAGCAAUGCCACUAAUGCAACUUCCAUACUUCCCUUACACCGGCCCCCAUAUGCCCUGAGUUCACAGUAAACUAUCAGUUCUACUGUGUGGGUUGUGGCUCCCUGGAAGUGCAGAUUACUUUUAUUCUGGUUUCCUACUUGAUAUAAAACACAGGUGUCUUAUUCUCGCCAUUUAUUUUCAGAGACACACCACUCAAUUCUUAAUGCAAUUAGAAGCUACUGCAUAGCUGUUAGACAAGCACUCACUGUCUGGUUGGACGUCACUCUUUGGGCAUUCUCUUGCUAUCUCCUGCAGUGUUUGCAGAAGCAAGAGGGCUGUGAGAACCCUGCACCUGAGAAACAGGUGACUAUCUCUCAAUACAAACAAAUGGAGACACACACACACUGCCACUGGAAUAAGAGAUCCGGAAUGGAGAAAGGGGUGGGGGUAACAGUAAUACACUAACAUUAGCGCUAACACACAGUAUCCAUAUUAGUGAGUCACAGUGAAUUCACAGGCAGAGCUGUAUUGAAUGGAGCGGAGUGGCUUCUCUGAGGAAGUAAAGCACAGUAGCAGCAGAACCCCUGUUGUUGGGACAUGCAUGGUGUAGCUACAAAAGGACUUCCUCUUUUCAGAUUUAGCACUGCUACCAGACCAUGCAGAGCCUCAUCAGGGAGGCAGAAACUGGGGAAGAGAGGCAAGAAGCAUCAUUGCAGAUAACGGAUUCCUUGGACACCGCCCACACGUACCAACCCUGGGAUUCGGUAACUCACCUGGAGACGGCGCUGGGUAGGACAGAACCUCGGCUGUUGGAAUGGAACAGCAGAUUGGACCAAAGUUUCUCUCCACUGCCCAGAGUGACCAGGGAGUCAGUGAGACAGUAUCUGCAGUUUCCCCCUGACCAAUCUGUGCGAAUACUCCAUGCAAAGGUCGCCCAGAAAUCAUAUGGCAACGAGAAACGGUUCUUCUGCCCUCCUCCUUGUGUUUACAUCAGUGGCUCAGGAUGGAAACUGAAACAAGACCUUUUGAAUGCGACUGGUGCAGGGGACUCCUGCUACAGACUCUAUGGUUAUAUGGGCCUGGACAGCUCCUGUGUGGCCCAGGCAGACACCUCCAAACUAGCCUUCGAGGACCAGCCUGAUGCCAGGAUGUUUGCCUGCGCCAAGUCCCUGUACAUCUCUGACACAGACAAAAGGAAGCACUUUCGCCUGGUCCUCAAGCUCUUUCUUGGUAACGGGCAGGAGAUUGGCUCCUUCCUCAGUAAGCUGAUCAAAGUUAUCUCCAAACCGUCCCAGAAGAGGCAGUCUAUGAAGAAUGCUGACUUGUGUAUUUCCACGGGGUCGAGGGUGGCUCUGUUCAACCGCUUGCGGUCACAAACGGUCAGCACACGUUACCUGGCCGUAGAACGAGGGGCCUUUGUAGCCAGCGCCAGACAGUGGACUGCAUUUACAGUCACUCUAGUGGAGGACCAGCAUGCUGACUCAGAGGAGUUCACGGUGUGUGAGGGAUUCAUCUGCUACGGCUGUGUGGUUCAGCUGGUCUGCACUGACUCCGGGGUGGCCCUGCCCCCCAUGGUGAUCCGCAAAGUGAACAAGCAGCACGCCAUCCUGGAUGUGGAUGAGCCCGUCUCCCAGCUUCACAAGUGUGCCUUCCAGUUCAAGGACAACAGCCAGAUGUACCUCUGUCUGUCUAACGAGAGAAUCAUACAGUACCAGGUUUCAUCCAGUCUGAGGGAGCAGAGCAGAGAGGUGCUGAACGAUGGAUCAUGUUGGACCAUCAUCGGUACAGAGGCAGUGGAGUAUACGUUCUGUGAGGGCUUGGCCUGCGUUCAGGGCUCCGUCAGCCCAAUACCUGUCAUCACAGGACUGGAGGUGAAUGGUGGAGGACAUGUAGCCAUGCUAGAAGUAAAUGGAGAAAACUUUGGUCCCCAUCUGAAAGUUUGGUUUGGAAAUGUGGAGGCAGAAACUAUGUUAAGGUCACCAAAGUCCAUGCUGUGUGUGGUUCCAGACGUGUCCGUGUUCAGUGGGGAGUGGAGAUGGCUGCGGCACCCCAUCACCGUACCUCUGUCCCUCAUCCGUCUGGACGGUCUGAUCUACAGGAGCACCUUCAGCUUCACCUACACCCCUGAACACAACACCCCCCCGCAGGCCAGAGGGGCACUGCAAAAUGCCCCAGAGUCUGACACUCUCAUAGACUUCAUCCACCAAGAGUUCACACGCACCAACUUCCACUUGUUCAUGCAGAACUAGCUAGUAGAGCUGGGCUGCAUUACGAUUCUUUACCCUUCUCCUGAGGUGUGCACUCAUUCACUCCCCCUCCUGCAUUUAAAAGCAUUGGAUUGGAGCAAGCAUGUUUCCACCAUAUUCCUGAGAGCAGCUCAUUCCUUUUUUUCCCUUCUUUUUUUCCCCCACAGUAGGGUUGUUUCACAAAUAGAGUGCUUUUUAUGUCCCUCAGGAAUUAUGUAUGUACAUUUUGCUAAACACUCAAUUGAACAGUUGGAUCACAUGCAUACAUAGUGCUCCCGAGGCUCCCGAGUGGCACAGCUCUCUAAGGCACUGCAUCUCAGUGUUAGAGGUGUCACUACAGACCCUGGUUCAAUUCCAGGCUGUAUCACAACCGGCUGUGAUUGGGAGUCCCAUAGGGCGGCGCACAAUGUGCCCAGCGUCAUCUGGGUUAGGGUUUCGCCGGGGUAGGCUGUCAUUGCAAAUAAGAAUUUGUUCUUAACUGACUUGCCUAGUUAAAUAAAGGAUACAUUUAAAAAAAUGAAUACAUCAAUGCAGUUAAGUUACUACUGUUUUCAUUAAAAUAAGUUAUUUGUUUUCUCUGUAAAUCCCCAUUUUGGCAUGUCCCACGUCAUGUACGUCCAACUUCUAGGAAGAAGUUAACCCACUUAACCCCAAGAUUUCACCAAGUUUUUACUAUCAUUUUGAAGCCCUAGUUAUUUUGUUGCUUUGGGAAAGAAAUUUCGAACGAUUUUGUACUUAUAUAAUGUGGUUAGUAAUUAAUGUGCAUGUGUCCCUCAGGUGAGCUGGUUCUACUCUUUUUGGACAUUUCCUGGUAUUUUGUAUUGGAAAACUAAGCACGUUGAGCCUAACACAUCAACCCUGUUAUCCAUAGAUAGAAAUGUAUUAACAAGUAAGCAUUUUUGUUAAGGUUACAUAAAAUUGCCCCCCC